AUGGCAUUAUCUCCGUCGGGCAUCUCCCACAAGUCGUGGAUGCAGGUCUCAGCCUUCGUGGUCGGGUCCUUCGGCCCUGUCGCCACCUUGGCGACCAUGGAGCCCUACUCCGCGCCUGCCCGUUUCACCCUGGACCUCCUGGCAUGGAAGUUUGGCACCAUGAGCUUCAGAGACCCGACGACGCGCUUCUUGUCCGCACUCACCGGCGGAUUUCUCUUCGGUUGGGGCAUGACCCUUCACUUCCUCGCAAGCAAGGUCUACGACAAGGCGCCCGAAGAGACACGACAGGCGGUGGUCGGUGGCCUGUGCUGCUGGUUCUGCCUCGACAGCACUGGGUCCGUAGCCUCGGGCAAUCCAGUGAACGUGCUCUUCAAUAUCGGCGUCCUGCUUCUGAGUGUGGGACCAAUGUGGUGGCCGGAGCAGCGCGAGAAGAAGCAGUGA
Molecule: messenger RNA, 441 nt
Organism: Symbiodinium natans
Lineage: Eukaryota; Dinophyceae; Suessiales; Symbiodiniaceae
Source: the annotation of a GenBank genome assembly